Gossypium raimondii (Peruvian cotton) is the source of this 2077-nucleotide messenger RNA. Its product is annotated as cell division cycle 20.2, cofactor of APC complex. Gene Ontology annotation, biological process: positive regulation of anaphase-promoting complex-dependent catabolic process; anaphase-promoting complex-dependent catabolic process; positive regulation of ubiquitin protein ligase activity. Gene Ontology annotation, cellular component: anaphase-promoting complex. Bases 399 to 1766 code for a protein of 455 amino acids. Gene Ontology annotation, molecular function: ubiquitin ligase activator activity; protein binding; anaphase-promoting complex binding. The record is from RefSeq and is a predicted model, not a curated record. Lineage: Eukaryota; Viridiplantae; Streptophyta; Magnoliopsida; Malvales; Malvaceae. The transcript has 5 exons.
CCUAAAUAUUUCAAGAAAUAGCCGUUGCGCCUUCCAUAAGAAAACCUAGAUUAGAAAAGUACUCGAAAUACAAAGACCUCUGCUUAUUAUCGGCGUUCACUAUAUAAACUCCAUCGAUUCCUCCAUUAAUCUUCAAUUAAUUCUCGCCCCAACGUCUCCAUCUCCUCUCGCAUCGCAUCUCUUUAAUCUUUUUUUUUCUCUGUCUAUAACAUUUUCCAUUUGAUUUUGAUUUUGUUUAUUGUUUUUUCUUUGAAAUUUUGAGAUUGAAUUUUGCAGGUUCUGGGUUAUUAUUAUAUAUAUUGGAUUUUGCUUAACUAUUUUUUGCAGGAUCUUAAAUAGUUUUAUUGCUUUCUGUUUCUUUCUCUUUUAUUAUAUAUAUAUUUGGAUACUUUGAUAUUAUGGAUGCAGGAUCUUUGAAUUCUUUUUCAAACUUGAAGGGUCAAUCUAGAUGCCCACUUCAAGAACAGCUUCUCUUCAGAAAGAAUUCUAAAGAAAAUAUGGAUAGAUUCAUACCAAACCGUUCAGCAAUGGACUUUGAUUAUGCACAUUACAUGCUGACCGAUGGAAGGAAGAUAAAAGAGAACCAAACAGUCUGUUCACCUGCCAGGGAGGCCUACAGGAAGCAGCUGGCUGAGACUUUGAACAUGAACCGUACCCGAAUCUUGGCUUUCAAGAACAAGCCACCGGCACCUGUCGAACUCUUCCCUUCCGAGCACUCAACCACUUCAGUUCAUCCGACCAAAUCCGCAAAGCCGAGAAGACACAUUCCCCAGAGCUCUGAGAGAACAUUGGACGCUCCUGAUCUCGUUGACGAUUUUUACCUGAACUUAUUGGAUUGGGGCAGCAGCAAUGUACUAGCUAUAGCACUCGGAAACACUGUGUAUCUGUGGGAUGCUUCAGAUAGUUCUACUUCAGAACUUGUCACUGUUGAUGAUGAAAAUGGACCAGUAACAAGUGUGAGUUGGGCUCCUGAUGGUCGGCAUAUUGCCAUCGGCUUAAACAAUUCUGAAGUACAACUAUGGGAUUCAGCUUCCAACCGACAGCUGCGUACUCUGAGAGAAUGUCAUAGAUCAAGAGUGGGUUCAAUGGCAUGGAACAAUCACAUCCUCACGACAGGAGGAAUGGAUGGUCAGAUUGUUAACAACGAUGUGAGAAUUAGAUCCCAUGUUGUCGAAACUUACAGAGGACAUCAGCAAGAGGUUUGUGGGCUGAAAUGGUCGGCUUCCGGGCAACAACUAGCCAGUGGAGGCAAUGAUAAUGUUGUUCACAUAUGGGAUAGGUCCAUGGCAUCUUCAAAUUCACCAACUCAAUGGCUACACAGGUUGGAGGAGCAUACCUCAGCUGUCAAAGCCCUUACCUGGUGCCCUUUCCAGAGCAAUUUGCUGGCCACAGGUGGAGGUGGCGGAGAUCGAACCAUCAAGUUUUGGAACACACACACUGGUGCAUGCUUGAAUUCAGUUGACACCGGCUCUCAGGUUUGCUCAUUGCUGUGGAGCAAGAAUGAGAGGGAGCUAUUGAGUUCUCAUGGAUUUACUCAGAACCAAUUAACUCUUUGGAAAUAUCCAUCGAUGGUGAAGAUGGCAGAGCUAACUGGCCACACGUCUAGAGUACUUUACAUGGCUCAAAGCCCUGAUGGGUGCACCGUGGCAUCAGCUGCAGGGGAUGAGACACUAAGAUUCUGGAAUGUUUUUGGGGUCCCAGAAGUGGCUAAAACUGCUCCGAAAGUGAACCGUGAGCCAUUCUCUCAUUUGAACCGUAUCCGGUGAUACUAGGAGAUGGUGCCUGAUGCUGUCCCUGUAGUCCCUAACUCUACCAUAGAUGGUCCAGUUGUAGUUCCUUCUAAACCAGCUUCAAGUUAUCCAAAAGAUGAUGGAGAUUUACUUCAUCUGGAGCAAUCGCCACUAUGGAAGGCAACAAUGGAUUUUGUACAUUUUUUUAGGGGUUUUGGACAUCAAUUGAUCAAUUGUUUCUUCAAGCUAUUAUGUUGUCAAUUGUAACUCUUAUGAAAUUGAGAUAGGUUCAUUUGACAUGAAUAUCAAUGACAAAUAUAUAUAAAUAAAGAAUAUUAAUAUCCAAA